CGCCGGCCUGGCAGUCGCUUUCCUGGUAAGCGCCGCGCAGUCCGCGAGUGGCCUCAGAGAGGGUGGUGCCGGUCGAAUCCCGGGCGGGUGGCGGUGCACGCAGGAACUCCAGAGGAGGACACAGGCUCUCUGACUCUUGUGAAAGACUCGCCAUGGCGUUUCACGGCCCUUCCUACGGCCUCAGCCGCGAGUGUCAGAUGAAGUCUCAGGCCAAGUUCAGUCUGGACCGGGCGCGCGAGGCGGUGGACUGGGUGGAAAGGGUGCUGGAUGAGCCCGUCGAUUACCCCAGUCCCGACGAGGGUCUGCGGGAUCAGCACGACUUCGGCGCCGUGCUCAAGAACGGCACCGUCCUCUGCAAACUGAUCAACAUCCUGCACCCGGGAGCUGUGAAGAAGAUCAACACCAUGUCAGCACCCUUCAAACAGCGGGAGAACAUCGAGAUGUUCCUGAAGGGCUGUGAAAGCUACGGCCUGAAGCCCCAAGACCUGUUCCAGGUCAACGACCUUUACGAGAACAAGAACCUCUACAUGGUGGUUGACUGCCUGUACGCCCUCGGAGGAGUGGCGCAAAAGAAGGGCUUCAACGGCCCGGCGCUGGGCGUCAAGGUAGCGGAUGAGAACAAGAGGCACUUCAGCGAAGAUGUAUUGAGGAAGGGCGAGCAGGUGAUUGGCCUGCAGUACGGCAGCAACCAGGGCGCCAACCAGUCCGGCAUGACCGCCUACGGCGCCGGCCGGCAGAUCCUGCCCAACGGCCGGUAGACGCCGGCCGGCCGCCCACAGGCGGCGCCACCGUCGCUGGUGUAGGUGGCGCCACCGGCCGCGGCGGCACCGCCAGUGCCGGCGGAGUGCAGUUCUGACCAUUCAGUGCGGCGGCGGUGUGUGAUCGUUUUCUGCGGAGAGGGUACAUUCCGGCCGGGUUGGAAGUGUUUUAGAGCGCGGCGGCGGAGCGGAGCGGGCGCCGUAACGCCGCCGACCGACGCUGAGACGACGUUCAUCGGGAGCGAAGCUCCACAAACUACAAAUGUGCGAGAAUAUUGUAUGCCAUAGGUAUAAGAGCGCUCAUAUGAAGAACCUUACGUUUUGACGAAAUUUUAUACCAUUGUCAGCUGGCACAAGUAGGCUGUAAUCGUGUGUGUUAUUUCGACGUGGUGUCUUUUUUCAAUGUCCGUGACGCCUACGGCCCAGCUGCGGUACACGAACGAGAGCUAUCGGCGAGUUCAUCAUUAUCGCGCGCGCGAGAAUCGUGGUAAAUAAAUGGAGAUGACGUUUGU
Molecule: messenger RNA, 1270 nt
Organism: Amphibalanus amphitrite
Lineage: Eukaryota; Metazoa; Arthropoda; Thecostraca; Balanomorpha; Balanidae
Product: transgelin-3-like
Exons: 6
Coding region: 153-758 (201 amino acids)
Molecular function (GO): protein binding
Source: RefSeq, a predicted model, not a curated record